AUGGGUCGUCUAAGAGUAAAAGGGAAGGCUGGCGCUGCAAAGAACUAUACUACGAGGAGUGCUGCUGUCAAAAAGCUUCAGUGCUCUCUCGCUGAUUUCCGUCGUCUAUGUAUUUUGAAGGGAAUAUUCCCUCGAGAGCCACGUAGCAGAAAAAAGGCCAAUAAAGGGUCGUCGGCACCCACAUCAUUUUAUUACACGAAAGAUAUUGCAUACCUUGCCCAUGAACCUAUUCUGAAGAAACUGCGAGAACAUAAAGCUUUUGCCAAGAAGCUUUCCCGUGCAUUAGGUCGGGGAGAAUGGAGCAGCGCCAAAAGUUUGGAGGAAAACAAACCUGUCUAUCGUCUCGAUCACAUUAUUAAAGAGCGUUAUCCCACAUUCAUUGAUGCAAUUCGAGAUAUCGAUGAUGCUUUGUGCAUGGUCUUCCUAUUCGCCUCUCUUCCAUCGAAUUCCCGCCUUCCUUCCGAACUAGUAGAAAACUGCGCAAGACUAUCCGCCGAGUGGCAGCUAUAUGUUAUGCACUCUAAGUCUCUUCGCAAAGUCUUUUUAUCCAUCAAAGGCGUAUAUUAUCAAGCAGAAAUUAUGGAUCAGACUGUUACGUGGCUGGUCCCUUAUUUAUUCACACAGAAUGUCCCUGCCGAUGUAGACAUCCGUGUCAUGCUUACAUUCUUGGAAUUAUACCAAACGCUCUUGGGUUUCGUCUUUUUCAAGCUCUAUACUGAUGCCGGCUUGGUGUAUCCUCCUCCAUUGGAUGUCAAAAAAGAGGAACAAGGUGCUGGUGUCAAUGCUUUUGAUCUUCAGGACAGCUCACGGCAACCUGCCAACAAACCAAUCAAAGUAGCUGAGGUUGACGGUCGUAAAAUCACAAGUAAAGUGGUGCGACAGACUAUCAAAGCCAUUACAUCUGGUGACAGUGAAGACGUCGCUGGCUUGAACUUAUCAAAUCCGGAAUCGACAGAAGCAGAUAUGGAAGAAGAAGAAUUUGUCCAACAAAGCUCAAAAACCCAAAAAACGACCACGGUCAUUCUUCCUACACUCCAAACGCUUUCUAAUUUGCCGCAAACACUAUCAACAAGUCUUUUUUCUUCCUACACCUUUUUUCUUUCCCGAGAAACGCCGCGUUCUAUCUUUGAGUUCAUCGUUCGCUCUUUCGGUGGCCGCAUUGGCUGGCCUUCAUCAUCCGGGAGCGGUUCUCCAUUUGAUGAGACCGACCCCACCAUUACUCAUGUCAUCAUUGAUCGACCUGUUGUAGAAAAACAGGAAACUCCAGAACAACGUGAACUCCGUUUGCGGCGGAAGUUUGUCCAGCCUCAGUGGAUUGUAGACUGCAUAAAUGCCGGCAAGAUCCUGCUCGAAGAUCCUUAUGCCCAAGGCAAAUCAUUACCUCCCCAUCUCAGUCCAUUUGGCGAAUACGAAGGGGCCUAUAUCCCAGCUGUCGAGGCUGCAGAUGAGGAGACAAUGCAAGACGAGGAGGAGGAAGGCGACGGUGAAGAAAUGGAUGUCGAUGACGAAGGCAAUGGUGUUCGUGGUGUCCUGGAUGUUGUCGCAGCAGCCGCGAGUGAGGAAACGUCAUUGAGAGCGGCCGAACUCGCCGCGGAAGCUGCGGGCGUUGACUUCGGUACUUUUGAAGCUACAGUCAAGCGAGCCCACAAGAAGCAGGUCAAAAAGUCGACGACCGACGCAUUGGAAGAAGCAGAGCAGGAUAUGAACAAGAUGAUGAUGAGUAACAAACAGAGGAAACUCUACGAGAAGAUGAAGUACAGCAAUCAAAAAAAGGAGGCCGAGCGAAUGCAUUUGGAGAGCAAGAGAAAGGAGCUUACGAAACAGAAACGCAAAGAUAGGCAUGCCUAA
This is a messenger RNA of Psilocybe cubensis, 1848 nucleotides long. RefSeq lists its product as uncharacterized. Gene Ontology annotation, molecular function: RNA binding. The transcript has 5 exons. Gene Ontology annotation, biological process: maturation of LSU-rRNA from tricistronic rRNA transcript (SSU-rRNA, 5.8S rRNA, LSU-rRNA); ribosome biogenesis. NCBI's taxonomy places the organism in Eukaryota, Fungi, Basidiomycota, Agaricomycetes, Agaricales, Agrocybaceae. The record is from RefSeq and is a predicted model, not a curated record. The coding region runs from base 1 to 1848 and encodes 615 amino acids. Gene Ontology annotation, cellular component: nucleolus; PeBoW complex.